GAAUUAAUCAAUAUAUUUGGUCACUUGAAAAGUACAAUGAAAUAUCCACCUGUAUUUUUUUGUCUUAUGAAGUAAGACUAUUAAAACAGAAACAAAACAAUAGCAGUAUUUGACAGCAAAGUGUACUGACAGCAAAAUAGUUUCAAAUCUUAUUUUCAAUGUAUGAUUUAAAUAUAGUAUAAUUUUGUGAACUAUAGUUCAUAAGCUUUCCACACAAAACUGUAUGAGCAUUUAUAGAUCCCAACAUUAUUGGUUAAACUGUAUUGUACAUAUUAUACAACAACCACCAUACAUGCAAAGUAUAAAAGCUGUUACCAUCUGGGCAAUACAUCUCACACACCAUCCUCACCAAAAGAAGGGAACAUCCUCUACUGACUGACACCAUGCUGUCACAAGAAAGAAGAGAGGAGGACUUUUUGAGAGAAGUUGUCCCUAGUUUGAAAAAUGGAAUGGUUCAUUUCAGAGAUAUGGCAGAUAUUCUACUCAACUUUGAUAAAGAUCAAACAAAGGCCCUACAGCAAGAGAUUCAGAAAGGACUAAAUAGCUUUCAGCAAUCUGAAGCUGCUGCUGGUCGACAACUAGCACGUGUAGACAAGUACUAUGAGGAGCUGACAUGUAAGAAAGGAAAGCUUGAGUCUGAGGAUAGAUGUCUGAAAACCUGUUUAGCUAAUCUGGAGAGUCAACGUCAAGCUAUCAACGAUUCCUUGCAGAAUUACAGUCAUGCCUUAGACAGAGCUAACUGGAACAAGAUGUCCACCCAGAAUGCUCUGGAUGAGUGCAUUGACAGGGCAAGUUACAACGAAGGAAUAAGGAAUGCUGGGAUUGGGAUUAUGUUUAUUCCCAUCCUAGGCCUCAUCGCAGGGUCAGUGAUGGUUGGUGUUGGAGAAGUAGAACUAAAUAAAGCUAAUAUGCAGGCACAGCAAGCACAAGAGGAAGUCAACCGUUUUCAGAACUUGGUUAAUUCCUUCACCUCACAGUUAGCUACAAAGAAGCAAGAGAAGACUGAGCAAGAAAGGAUGAUUGAAGAAUGUCAAGGCAACAUCUGGAAAACCCAUGUGAGUCUCAAGGAGAUGAAGAGUAAGCGGAUGAAAAUAGCUGGCUUUCAGCAGAAGUUGAGGAACGCUGUCCACUUUCUAAGUGUCUUGGCUGGCAAAGCUAAUGUUGCCAUGGUUGUGAGCUCUCAAUCUGUCAUCUUCCUGGAGCCACUGUGCACUGUAAUGGCAGAGAUUGUGGGCCUCUUUUAUCAAGCUGUAGGUGGGAAGUGUAAUCAGUUCCUGCAGGACAGGGACAUACAAAUGGCCAUUCAGAGCCUGCAGGAUGUCAAUAAACAAGUCUCAGCCAUUACUGGCGAGCUUGGUCUCCUAGAUGACCAGUUUCUUUAAGCGAAGCGUGUCUUACCAAUAUCAUUUGUAAAAUUAGACAUUUGUGCUUUGUGUGGAAUUAAAUAUAUUAAUUUAGAUUGAGAUAUUAAUAUAUUAAUUUAGAUCCUCUGCUGAUUUGUAACAGUAUUUACUGUAGGUCUACAUCUUGACAUUUUCCUUGCUUUUGUCCUGAUGAUAAUGCCAUUAAUUAUGAGAGAAAGUUAAAAAGUUCUUUGUUUCCAACCUGUCACUUACUAAUCGUACAUGCAUACCAGUAUUGUGCUGUCACAAUUGUUUGAAAAGUUUAAAAUCAAGAGUGAAACAUUGAGUAUGUAUUAUGAAAUACCUGCGCCUUUGCUUUUUGAAACAAUAAAAGUUUUCCUCUUCCUCUUAAUUAA
Oncorhynchus kisutch (coho salmon) is the source of this 1759-nucleotide messenger RNA. RefSeq lists its product as uncharacterized. The record is from RefSeq and is a predicted model, not a curated record. The transcript has 3 exons. Bases 384 to 1382 code for a protein of 332 amino acids. Lineage: Eukaryota; Metazoa; Chordata; Actinopteri; Salmoniformes; Salmonidae.